Phyllostomus hastatus (greater spear-nosed bat) is the source of this 3560-nucleotide messenger RNA. RefSeq names its product zinc finger protein 84 (gene ZNF84). The record is from RefSeq and is a predicted model, not a curated record. Gene Ontology annotation, molecular function: DNA-binding transcription factor activity, RNA polymerase II-specific; RNA polymerase II cis-regulatory region sequence-specific DNA binding. Lineage: Eukaryota; Metazoa; Chordata; Mammalia; Chiroptera; Phyllostomidae. Bases 634 to 2853 code for a protein of 739 amino acids. The transcript is spliced from 8 exons. Gene Ontology annotation, biological process: regulation of transcription by RNA polymerase II.
CGGCGGCUUGGGGGUGGGUGUCGGCGUCGUUUCGGAUUCCGGCCUGGGUUUCUAGGGAGGGCCGUCGGCCGGGGUGUGUGGGGUUCCGGCCCGGACUGUAGGGGUCGCUGGGCUGCAGGCUUCGAAGCCGGUCGGUUUUUAAAAGGAGUGCCUCCCGCCCGUGGCAUCCGUGGAUGUGCUCGGCUGUGAGCCCCGGCCUGGUCCCGUGGACAGGCUGGAACCCUAUGGCCGCACCCGGGGAGCCGAUUGCAACUUGAUGCUGAGUGGCACUACAGGAUGAAGAGGGAGGUAGCUUCCUUCUGAAGAUAAAUGUGAGAGCUGUGACCCAGAGCUGCAGUGUUCUGCAGGAAAUGGCCAAGGAUCCCACUGAGCCAGCCAGAGGUCCACGCUCCACCGUUUUAGCAAGUAAAGACAUGGGGACUUGGAAGACAAGAAAGCAGCAUAAUUUGGAAUAUGGAGUGUCAUUACAUAACGUGAGCCAGCUCUUGCAAGAUAAGAAAGGAGUUCCUGGAGCCAGGAAUCCAUCCUCAGUGUGAAAGACCUAGACAGGACCCCACACCAGAGCUCCACGGCGCAAGCAGAGGAAACGCAAAGGUCUCAGGCUUGCUAAUCAUUUUACGCAGAGAACAGAAAAUGACCAUGUUGCAGGAGCCGUUCUCAUUUGAAGAUUUAUCUGUGGACUUCACCCAGAAGGAAUGGCAACUGCUGGACCCCUCUCAGAAGGACUUAUACAAGGAUGUCAUGCUGGAGAACUACAGCAGCCUGGUGGCACUGGGGUAUGAAUUUAUGAAACCUGAUGUCAUCUUCAAGUUGGAACAAGGAGAAGAGCCUUGGAUAGGAGAUGGAGAGGUUCCAAGUUCAGAGUCUCCAGAACAAGUCUUGCAAGUAAAUAGUCAUAUGGUGUGGCACCAGGAUAACCAAGAGAAGCUUAAAAAUGUGAAGCAAGAUUAUGAAUGUGAUACAUUUGGAAAAAAUUUCAACAUGAGCAUAAACCUUGUUCCUUUAAGGAAGUCAAAUGAUGAAGGUGAUGUAGAUGGAUUAAUUUUAAAACACAAUUUAGACUUACUUCUUCCAAAAGUUGAUUAUAGAAAAACAGAACCAGGUGACUUAAAUGUAUUUGAUAAAUUAUUUCUCCAUAGCAAGACUGAAGAAAAUGAUACUUGGUUAAAAUACUAUGAGUGUGAUAAAUAUGACAAAAUUAUCUAUAAGAAGUCACAGAUUAUUAUAUACCACAGAAAUCGUUUAGGGGAGAAGCUUUAUGAAUGCAGUGAAUGUAGGAAACGCUUCAGUAAGAGAUCAAGUCUCAUUAAACACCAGAGCAGACAUGUAAGAGAGUUAGCCUACGGCUGUGGUAAAUGUGGCAAAACCUUUCCCCAGAAGUCACAGUUUGUCACACACCACAGAACUCAUACAGGAGAGAAACCUUAUAAUUGUAGCCAGUGUGGGAAAGCCUUCUCCCAGAAGUCACAGCUCACAUCCCAUCAGAGGACACACACUGGAGAGAAGCCAUAUGAAUGUGGUGAGUGUGGGAAAGCCUUCUCCCGGAAGUCACAUCUUAUAUCGCACUGGAGGACACACACAGGGGAAAAACCCUACGUGUGCAGCGAAUGUGGGAGAGCCUUUAGUGAAAAGUCAAAUCUCAUCAAUCAUCAGAGAAUCCAUACAGGAGAGAAACCCUUUGAGUGCAGAGAAUGCAGGAAGGCUUUUAGCAGGAAAUCACAGCUUGUUACACAUCACAGGACUCACACAGGAACCAAACCUUACGGAUGUAGUGAUUGUAGAAAAGCCUUCUUUGAGAAAUCAGAGCUCAUUAGACACCAGACAAUUCACACUGGAGAGAAGCCCUAUGAAUGUGGCGAAUGCCAGAAAGCCUUUAGAGAGAGGUCAAGUCUCAUCAAUCAUCAGAGAACCCACACAGGAGAGAAACCUCAUGGAUGCAUUCAAUGUGGGAAAGCCUUCUCCCAGAAGUCACAUCUGAUAUCACAUCAGAUGACACACACAGGUGAGAAACCCUUUGUAUGUAGUAAGUGUGGGCGGGCCUUCAGCAGGAAAUCUCAGCUUGUUAGACAUCAGAGAACGCACACAGGAGAGAAACCCUAUGGCUGCAGUGAGUGUGGGAAAGCUUUCAGUGAGAAAUUAAGCCUCACUAAUCAUCAGAGAAUUCACACAGGAGAAAAGCCCUAUGUGUGCACUGAAUGUGGGAAAGCCUUUUGUCAGAAGUCACAUCUCAUAUCGCAUCAGCGGACACACACAGGAGAGAAACCCUAUGAAUGCACCGAAUGUGGGAAAGCCUUUGGAGAGAAGUCAAGUCUUGCAACUCACCAGAGAACUCACACGGGAGAAAAACCCUAUGAAUGCAGGGACUGUGAAAAAGCCUUUUCCCAGAAAUCCCAGCUCAAUACUCACCAGAGAAUCCACACAGGAGAGAAACCUUAUGAAUGCAGUCUUUGUAGGAAAGCUUUCUUUGAGAAAUCGGAGCUAAUUAGACAUCACCGAACUCAUACAGGAGAAAAACCUUAUGAAUGUGGUGAAUGUAGAAAAGCCUUCAGGGAGAAAUCAAGUCUCAUCAAUCAUCAGAGAAUACAUACAGGAGAGAAACCCUUUCAGUGCAGUGAAUGUGGCAAAGCCUUCUCCCGGAAAUCACACCUGAUACCACACCAGAGGACACAUACAGGAGAGAGGCCCUAUGGAUGCAGUGAGUGUAUGAAGGCGUUCUCCCAGAAGUCACAGCUUGUUAAUCACCAGAGAAUUCAUACCGGAGAGAAACCUUAUCAAUGUAACGAAUGUGGGAAAGCCUUCUCCCAAAAGUCACAGCUUAUUAAUCAUCAGAGAACUCAUACAGUAAAGAAAUGAUAGACAUUGACUUAAUAUUAGUCUUUGAAAGAGACCUGAACUCAUUGUACUUCAAAAAGUGCAGUUGGUAAGUCAGAUAAUAGAUCACAUUAUAUGUCAGUGUUGUUUUGGGUAGGAACUCUAAAUGAGGUUAUGUAGGGAAAGCUUUCAUCAGAUUGACAUGUUUAUAUAUCAGAAUUCAUAGAGUGGAAUGAGCCUAUGAAAUGCAGUGUAUGUCCAAAAGCUUUCAAACUAUAGUUACACCUUAUGCAGUAGAAAAUUCACAGCAAAGAGGAAUACCAAGAAUAUUAGAAAGUCUUCCAGAGUGCAGAUCUCAUUGGCUGUUAGAAAUACUCCUACUAGGGGUAAAUCCUAGUCCAGUGGGUGAAGGAACCCCCUUGGAUGUGGCACUUGAGGUAAUAUUUUUAUCAAGAAAUGACAGCUCGUUGUACAUAAAAAAAUGUUCCCAGGAAUGAAAUUUUAUCAAGACACUAAAUAUGGGACAGUGUUUAGCAAGUAAUCCAAUGGUAUUUUGGACAAUUCACGUUGUGGGUAAACCUAACAAUUUAAAGACAUUGGAAAUAUGUGCCCUAGAAAUAAUGCUAUAAAGGGAAGCCAUGUAAUUUUUGUACACAAUUCUAUCCCAUUCUAAAUGGUUGACAGAUCUUCACUCUGAAGUAUGGAAUUUUAAAUAUAUGUGAAUAAACUGAAUCAUUGAAAAAUCUAAA